Molecule: messenger RNA, 667 nt
Organism: Chinchilla lanigera (long-tailed chinchilla)
Lineage: Eukaryota; Metazoa; Chordata; Mammalia; Rodentia; Chinchillidae
Gene: Taf10
Product: TAF10 RNA polymerase II, TATA box binding protein (TBP)-associated factor, 30kDa
Biological process (GO): transcription initiation at RNA polymerase II promoter
Cellular component (GO): transcription factor TFIID complex; SAGA complex; nucleus
Molecular function (GO): RNA polymerase II general transcription initiation factor activity; promoter-specific chromatin binding
Source: RefSeq, a predicted model, not a curated record
GCGGAAGCGGAAGCGGCUCUGUUUGCCGCCUCUCCCACCGGCCCGAUGAGCUGCAGCGGCUCCGGCGCGGACCCCGAGGCGGCGCCAGCGUCCGCCGCCUCGGCCCCAGGCCCAGCGCCCGCGGUCUCGGGCGGGCCGGGGAGCCGGUGGAGCGGCGCGGGGCUGCUCCGGUGUCGGCGGGCGGCGCGGCGCCCCCGGAGGGGGCGAUGUCUAACGGAGUCUACGUACUGCCGAGCGCGGCCAACGGAGAGGUGAAGCCGGUGGUGUCCAGCACGCCUCUGGUGGACUUCUUGAUGCAGCUGGAGGAUUACACGCCUACGAUCCCAGAUGCAGUGACUGGUUACUACCUGAACCGUGCUGGCUUUGAGGCUUCAGACCCACGCAUAAUUCGGCUUAUCUCCCUGGCUGCCCAGAAAUUCAUCUCAGAUAUUGCCAAUGAUGCCCUACAGCACUGCAAAAUGAAGGGCACAGCCUCGGGUAGCUCCCGGAGCAAGAGCAAGGACCGCAAGUACACUCUAACCAUGGAGGACUUGACCCCUGCCCUCAGCGAGUAUGGCAUCAAUGUGAAGAAGCCGCACUAUUUCACCUGAGCCACGCAACCCAGGUGUCCUUGUCUGUUCCCAUGUCCCCAUACCAGCCUGUUUUCAUAAUAAACUUUAUUGUGACA